Messenger RNA from Monopterus albus (swamp eel), 1746 nucleotides. Its product is annotated as SLAIN motif-containing protein-like. The record is from RefSeq and is a predicted model, not a curated record. The transcript has 7 exons. Lineage: Eukaryota; Metazoa; Chordata; Actinopteri; Synbranchiformes; Synbranchidae. Bases 631 to 1746 code for a protein of 371 amino acids. Gene Ontology annotation, cellular component: microtubule plus-end. Gene Ontology annotation, biological process: microtubule nucleation; positive regulation of microtubule polymerization; cytoplasmic microtubule organization.
UUUUAAAUAGUAUAAACACUUUAGAUAAAGAAGUUCCUCUGAUGCACUGAAUGUAAAAAGUUCAAAUAUCCUUGAUGGCAAACGGCAAAAUGACAUACUACUGUAUAUAACUAAACCAAAAAGGCAGACGAUUAUUUUUAACAGUUAAAACAUUCACUGUAGCCUAUAGGUAUUGUCCAUACUUGAUGGUGUGAUGCUGAGUGACUCUUUCUUAGUGGCAGCUCUCAAACACUUUAAUCCACAUAAGCUCACGAUGCUUCUGCAAAUCCACCCAAUCUGUUGAGUGUCUAUACUUAACAACCCUCCUCAACUAAUCUGGGUCAGUAUGGUACAGUCAAGCUACACUGUUGUUUUUGUGCAUAGGAAAAUGACCAUAACUGGAACUAAAAAGAAUCAUAUUGUUUUAAAAUGAGGAUGAAAGUGGACAAGAGCCUGAAUAAGUGAGAAGGUUUGACAAGUUCACUGAGGUGGUGGAACCCCAAGACCAAAUGAAGAGUGAGUGGAGCUGGCAUAUUACACUCAGCCACCAGUGGAGUUUGAUACAAGUGCAAACGGUUGCGGUCAGUACGGCUGGAGGGCAAUUCAGAUCCAUACUGCAGCAUCUGGCCUGAUGCUGAGCCAACAAGAACAAUGAUUCAUCUGAAGGCUGGUUGUAAUUCAGCCUUGACUUGCAGUGGCAUUGAUACGGUGCUGUACAACUUUAACUGUCAAAAGGACCUCUGGGAGAAUGAGUCUGAAGAGGAAGAGUCUGCUUUGGACCUGGUAGAGCUCCUUGAUGUAGAGGAUGAUGUCCAGGAUGAAGAGAGCUGGUUAUAUGAGUCUCCAAAGAAACAGGUGUUUGUGGACAACAACAAGUCUACUCUCAAAUGGUGUCGACAUGUUCUGGACAGCCCCACUCCUGAGAUGGAGGCGGCAUGCCGUGCACUGAUAAAUAGACUAGGUCAAAGAUCAAGCAGUCACUUCUACAGACAUCCUGCAAUCUUUCAUCACACUGACACUGUGGGCUCUUCUAUGGACAAGACAUCUGUCAAAACAAUGGAAAAUUCCUCUGACAGUUUAGAUAACAGUGAGAAGAGAUUCUCCCAUGACCACAUAACUACAAGCUACAGACUCCAGGACAUCACAGAUGUCCACAUUAUGGCUCAUACACAAGAAGCCAUUGAAAACACUGAUGACCUCACUCCAGGAAAUAAAACCGAGGCUUCAUCUUCCUGUUGGUGGCAGCUUGGCCUGUCAUCACUGAUCUCUUCCCCAUGCCCAUCACCAAUACCAAUACCUAAGCAGGACUGCCAAAGUCCUAAGCCGGCCAGACUCCACCAGCAACUCACCCAGUUCAAGCUGCUUAAAUUCGCGCAGAACCAAGGCAGGACCACGUCACCGCUGCCGACCAGCCUCCACUCCCUCCAGGCUGUUAGGAACAGCCAAAGUUUAGAAACCAACGACCGCCUUCCUGCCAAUCAACUCCUUUAUCCUCCAUCAGGUGCAUCACCUACCAGAAUGGGGUCGAGCUGUUGGUCUCUAUCACUUUCUCCUGCAACUAUGAACUCCGGUGGCUCGUUGCACUCAGUGAGAGACUCCACAGUCCGGAUGGCAGCCAUGAAGAGACUACAGAGGUGUCAAUCUCUCAGCCCCUGCAGGAUUCCUCAUGCUGCUAAGGGACACCUGUCUGUUCAUGGACGUGUUUUUGCCUCACCUGAGAGGUCGGCUACCUCAGCUUGGGCCAGAAAUGCACCAAUUGCUCAGUGA